This is a messenger RNA of Pundamilia nyererei, 1867 nucleotides long. Its product is annotated as KIAA1614 ortholog. NCBI's taxonomy places the organism in Eukaryota, Metazoa, Chordata, Actinopteri, Cichliformes, Cichlidae. Gene Ontology annotation, biological process: establishment or maintenance of cell polarity; centrosome cycle; regulation of cellular localization. Bases 1 to 1653 code for a protein of 550 amino acids. The transcript has 8 exons. Gene Ontology annotation, molecular function: protein binding. Gene Ontology annotation, cellular component: nucleus; cell cortex; apical plasma membrane. The record is from RefSeq and is a predicted model, not a curated record.
AUGGGAAACCAGCAGUCUGAGAGUGACGUGCUCCUCUUUGUGGUUGACCGGUUGCCGCGGCAGCAGCAGUGUGAGGACGGAGUUUGUAUGAAGCGUCGUUGUUUUCCUCUGAGAGGAGACCACAGCCUGCUGACCCCUGACACACACACACUCCUGGGGUUGAGGCAAUGUGAUCAGGUGCAGUCAGGGGGUGUGGCUCCUCUCUCAGGAGGCUCAUCCAGCAGCAAACCCAACACCGCGUCGGCCAGGCAGCGGCCAGCAGCAUCUCCGACUCGUCGUCUGCGGUUUGAGGAUGAGACGGAAAAGGAGGCGGAAUCUCGUUACCUGGAGCGACAGCGGCAGAAGAGACAGACGGGGAACUGCGGAGUUGGUGUGGUGAUGUCCAAACCAGACUUGAACCUGUACAUCAAUGGCACGGCGGAGGCAGGGCACGCGGUCGGCAAGCAGCCAAGGGGGCGAACAGUGGUGAGCAGAGCAGGUCAGAAUCACACCUGUGAGAGAGGAAUAAGAUGCGGAGUCAAUCUCUGGCAACACUCACCUGGAACUGACAAGAGGGGGAGCCUAAACAGACAGCACCUUAACCUGCGGACUGAACCAAUCAGAGAGACCUACAUCGGCUCUGUCACCAGUGUGGAAAAGGAUGGGGCUUACACACAGGUGAGACGGCAAUCAUUGGAGCUAAAUGGAGCCCAGGUGACUUUUCAUCAAGCCAUGCCCUACGCUGGCCUGCCAACCAACCCCUAUGCCCCUCACUCAAUGGGGCUGUGUACUACCCACCCGCCCAAACUGCACAGAGAGCAUCAAUUGGGGCCUGAGCCUAGGGAGAGGAGAGGGCGUGAGGUGGAGGAAGAUCUGAACAACAUGAUGAAGAACUCCUCAUCCUCCUCAGAGAGGAGCGCAGACACAACAGCUGAGAGUCAUCCCCCGCCCACCUCAGAGCCAAUGAGAGCAGAGCUCCACCAACUUGACGUUUCACUUCCUCCACAUUUAAGCAGCAGAGAAGAUUCCUCCCGUCUUUCUCUGCGACGUUUUUUCUCCACCGUCACACUGAGCAGGACUCGAACCAGCAGCCUCGACCGCCUCUGCUCACGGACCCAUGAGCGAACCCACCCCUCCCUCGCUGACUCCACCUCCUCAAUUUCCAGGAACUCCUCCAGCCUGGUGAAGAAAACUUUAUCUGUUGAGUCGCUCAGUGUGGAAGUACCACUUUUCCAGUCAAGAAAGUCAUCUUUGGAGCUGAAGAAGAAGAAAGAUCGUUCUGCGAACUAUAAACCAGCUGCUGAACAGUCCUUACCUGGUAGUCUUGGCGUCAAAGACAUCAGUUGUCCCUCUUCAGUUUGCUCUGUUGGGCGGAUUCUUCAGAUUUGCCCUGAUGGGACAUUUUUAUUGGAGCUUAAGCGACCAGUGGGUCAGACGUUUGGCUUCAUCAUCAGCAGAGGAAGAGGACGACGUGACACUGGUGUGUAUAUAGAAGACAUGAACAGCAGCACUGGGAAGCUGUAUGCUGGCCUGCUGGCUAUUGGAGAUGAGAUCCUGGAAGUCAACGAGGAGAAGGUGGCCUGCCUCAGUCUGGACCAGGUGACAAACCUCCUGAUCAAGAACCAGUCUGUCACCAUUCGGGUCCUUCGACACCAGAGGACACGUUCAGAGUGACAACCACACUGCCUGACUGAAGAACCAGUUGCCAACACUGAACCUGACUCACCUGUUUAUGGCAGUAACAGAGUUAAAGCAAAACUGCAGUCUAUGUCUUACACUUUCUCAUGAUGAGAAGCUUCUUGUUUCCUGUUAAAUCACUUUGACUUGCUGGUGUGAAUAUUUGUUUAAUGCCAUGCAGUAUUUGUCCUCUGAGCUGAUACUAUUUUUU